Molecule: messenger RNA, 1893 nt
Organism: Limulus polyphemus (Atlantic horseshoe crab)
Lineage: Eukaryota; Metazoa; Arthropoda; Merostomata; Xiphosura; Limulidae
Product: RUS1 family protein C16orf58-like
Exons: 14
Coding region: 427-1764 (445 amino acids)
Source: RefSeq, a predicted model, not a curated record
UAUGCGAUUGUGUUAUUGGAGAUUGAAAAAUUGAUAUUAGAACUCUGACUGUUUGAGUUUUAGCCUAGACAGAAGCUGCCGAGCUUCUAAAUACAAGUUAUAACUAAACUAAAGUCAAACUGUGUCAAAAUCAAAUUCAAAGUACAUUUAUAAAUUUCGUAAGAAUACCCUGAGUAUGACUCAAAUUUGUUUGGCAUAACGUUUAAAUUUGUAAAAAAAAUUGAAUACUACAAUGGGAUUAACAGCUUUUAAACAAUUUAAGUAAGGAAUUCUGCAUGAUCAUUUGCAUGAUAGCAUGCAGAUGUCUCACGUGAGGAUAGGUGGGAGUAUCAAAGCUAGUGGCGAACAAAAAUCUGUGCUUAUAGAGGGCAGUAUAAGUUAAGAAAAGCUAUUUGAGGGAAGGAGCUCCAGUUGUUUCACUUGACAAUGGAAGAAGUAUUUGCAGAGGAAACAUACGGAACAAGUUUUCUACGUCGAAAGUUUCUGAUGAACAGUGCAAGAAGUCUUAUUGUCAUUGAGCCAAAUGAUGUUCAGUGGUCUUCUUUAAAGCACUUUUUUUGUUCUGUUUUUUUACCUCAAGGGUAUCCUAAUAGUGUUAGCCAGGAUUACUUGCAGUAUCAACUGUGGGAUAGCAUCCAGGCCUUUGCUAGCAGUAUCACAGGUACAUUGGCUACCCAAGCUGUAUUAAAAGGAGUUGGAGUGGGUGAUGAAACUGCUACCCCACUAGCAGCCACUGUAACAUGGUUACUAAAAGAUGGCACUGGUAUGUUAGGAAGGAUUCUUUUUGCUUGGGUUCAUGGGUCUGGUUUGGACUGUGAUUGCAAAAAGUGGAGGUUGUUUGCUGAUGUGUUGAAUGAUGCAGCAAUAUUCCUAGAUCUCGUAUCCCAGUAUUUUCACAAUUACUUCACAUUUAUCAUGUGUGUGUCGUCUGUAAGUAAGUCUGUUGUUGGCAUAGCAGGAGGAGCUACUAGAGCAGCAUUAACACAACAUCAAGCUCGGAGGAACAACAUGGCUGAUGUUUCUGCUAAAGAUAACAGCCAAGAGACACUAGUUAACCUCAGUGCGCUUAUCUGCAGCCUACUGAUCUUACCUGUUGUGUCAGGAAAUGAUAGCCUAAUUUGGACAUUAUUUCUACUUUUUACUACCAUCCACCUGUAUGCCAACUACUGUGCUGUUACUGCUGUUGUUAUGGAAACCUUCAACAUCACUCGUUAUCAGGUUGUUGUGUCACAUUACUUGAAAACAGGGGAGUUGUUAUCUGUACCAAAAGCUAACAGCUGCGAAAGUGUGUGGCUCCAAGCAUGGCCAGAAAAAGUCAAAAUAUUCCUUGGUUCAUCUUUGAAAGUUGCUGUAGUGAGCCCUCAAGAACUGGUUCUUUUAAAGAAAAUUUAUCAGAAUGCCUCUUAUUUGUUGACCUUGAAAGAAAGAAGAAAUGGCAAAGUUGAGAUACACAUUUUGCUGCAUCACCUGUCCAAUAAUAAAGACCAACUGGAAGCUCUCUUCCAAGCCUGUGUACUUCAGUGGCUUCUGUUGAAUGUUAACAAUGUGGUGUGCAAGAAUGUUGGUGGCAUACACAAUCUUGAAUAUCUUCAACAUGGGUUGAAACAGGGUUUAAAGAAGAAUCUAGAGCAGACCUUGAAACUUUCCAGAUAUUUUACUCAGUCACAUUUUGGAAAAUUUAUUUCUGGACUUGUGGACAUUGGGUGGAUUACCCAGAGAAUUCAGCUAGGAACUGAUGAGUGGAGAUUUGUUUGGAGCAAGUAACAAUAAGUGGAACUUCUACAGGCUUGAUGCCCCCACAUUCCUUUAGAAACACUUUUGUAAAAUAUGUGCUGUAUCAGGCAUGACAUAUCAGUAAGCACAUUAUAAAUACUGCAGCAUCUGAUCUUAUUU